Fukomys damarensis (Damara mole-rat) is the source of this 5836-nucleotide messenger RNA. RefSeq names its product indolethylamine N-methyltransferase. NCBI's taxonomy places the organism in Eukaryota, Metazoa, Chordata, Mammalia, Rodentia, Bathyergidae. The transcript has 3 exons. The record is from RefSeq and is a predicted model, not a curated record. The coding region runs from base 29 to 820 and encodes 263 amino acids. Gene Ontology annotation, molecular function: N-methyltransferase activity; amine N-methyltransferase activity. Gene Ontology annotation, cellular component: cytosol.
CAGGAGGGAGAGUGAACUCAGGGCCGCCAUGGAGGGCAGCUUCACUGGUCCCGAUGAGUACCAGAAGUACUUCUCGCCCAAGGACUACCUGGACACCUACUAUAGCUUUGAGCACGGCCCCUCACCAGAGACAGAGAUGAUCAAGUUUAGUCUGCAGUUUCUCCACAAGGUCUUUGGCCCAGGGGGCAUCCGAGGGGAAACGCUGAUCGAUGUGGGCUCAGGCCCUACCAUCUACCAAGUGCUGGCUGCCUGUGAGGCCUUCAGCGACAUCACCCUCUCUGACUUCACUGACCGCAAUAGGGAGGAGCUGCAGAAGUGGCUGAGGAAGGAUGCGGGGGCCUUUGACUGGACCCCAGUGCUGAAAUUCGCCUGUGAGCUGGAAGGGAACAGCAGUCAUUGGCAGGAGAAGGCUGAGAAGCUCCGGGCCACAGUGAAAAGGGUGCUCAAGUGUGACGUCAACCUGGGCAAGCCCUUAGCCCCGGUGGAGCUGCCUGCGGCUGACUGUGUGCUCACCCUGCUGGCCAUGGAGUGUGCCUGCUGCAGCCUUGCCGCCUACCGUGCUGCGCUGUGCAACCUUGGCUCUCUGCUCAAGCCUGGUGGCCACCUGGUGACCAGCAUCACACUGCAGAUCUCCUCCUAUAUGGUGGGGAAACAUCAGUUCUCCUGCCUGUACAUUACGAAGGAGGAGGUGGAGCGAGCUAUCCUGGAUGCUGGCUUUGACAUCGAGCAGCUCCUGCACAGUGAGCAGAGCUACUCUGCCACCAUAGCUCCCAACAAGGGGAUCUGCUUCAUUGUGGCCCGAAAGCGGUCAGGGCCCUGAGCUGAGGGGUCAGCCAGGAGUCCCAGACCCUGAGCUGCGAUGAGAGGGGUGGAAAAUGGGUAACAUCUAAUGGCCCCUGCUUUCAACACUCACAGUCUACAUUCUCAGGUCUGAGAUUCUAAUAUCCCCGUUUAGAGAUCUAAGUUUCUAACAUACCUUGUCCUUGGACCCUAGGAGGACAUUCCACUUCAAAUACCCUGAGCUCUCUGACUCCCGUGUAACUCCAGAGCCCCCGAGACACAGUCUCAACCUUUACCCAGGAUAGCGAAGACGAGGACAGUAGCCUGUUGACAGGGUUUCAAAACUAGCUCUACUAAGGCAAAAGCCCUGAUUUUGCAGUGAUGCCAACUUCUGUGGUGCAAAUGCUCCCAUCAUGGCUGAUCUCAAGCUACCAGGGGUUUAACUUCUGUCUUAUGAAACUCCUAAAAAUCUUAGCAUCAGCUCUCACACACAGAUAUGAGUCAGCCUAAACAGAUAAGGGCUGGGAGAUUUAGCAAAUAAAAAAUAUAGGAUGCUCAGUUAAUAUAAUUUUAGAUGAAUGAAAUAACGUUUUUUAAGGAUAAGUAUGUCCUCCAAAUUGUAUGGGAUGUACUUCUCCUAAAUAUUAUUUGUUGCUCAUCUGCAAUUUAUUUUUACCCAGGUGUCCUCUAUGUCAUCUGGAAAACCCACUCUAGCACUACACUUCCAGCUCCAGAGCUAUAAGAGGUCCUGCCCAGGAGUCAGGACUGUGUCUAGAACAUAGGUGUCUUUGCGUAAACUAGAUAGGGGUCUUCUGCUAGGACACAUUACCAGAAGGUGUCCUCCUGGUUGAUGAGUUGUCCAAAGGUGCCUUGUGUUCCUUUCUCUGGGCACUUGCUGGAAGAACAAGUCCCUUCCUUGAGCUGACUUGAUCUCUCCCUUGAGCCCCUGUUGCCAGACCCUCCCCUUACCCCCUCAGUUGUCACCUCUGUGUGGGGUCCACCCUGAUGAGCUGGACACAGCCACCCUCAGAAGAGUCAGGGAACCAGGAUUCUAGUCUCAGCCCUGCCAUUUCUCUGGACCUCGUGUUCCCUACCUGUGGGGUAAGAGGAAGAGGUCUCAUCUAAUAAUUUACUGGAAAGUUUUAGGGGCAGGCAUAGAUGCAAAAGUGCUUGGAGAAGUAAAAGAUUUUGUACAAAUUAAUACGUUGGCAUGAAUUUUCCAGAGGGUCAGAGCUAGAAUAGCUUUUGAGAAUUACCAAGGCCUCUCCAGAUUUUUCUAACCCAUUAAGUAAGCCAGGUGGCUUCCCUAGAGACAUACAGGGUUGGAAUGGGAAGCCCGGUGUCCUUCUUCCUGGCCCGUCCCACCUACCAGAUGUCUGGGGCUUAGCAGGGAAGGGAGUCCCCUCAUCCUCAGCUCUCUUAGCCCGAGCACCCCUCUGCCUUCCUCAUUCUCAGAAUCAUGCAGACCCCAGCUGAGCACUGGUCUCAGAAGACCCCUCUGGACUUGUCUGGAGAGGCAUGGUGUAGGGUGGCUCCAGGCCAGGAACUCAUGUCCAGGAACAGGGGAGAGAUGGGCAGAAAUGAGCUGGGGUCUGGAAUUUUGAUCACAUAUGAAGUUUCUCUCUUCAACAUAGGUUGGAUUCUGAAGGGUUGCAGACAGGCAAUGCCCAGGGGAGGGGCUGUCAAGGAAAGGAAGUGGCGAAUGUGUUCCUCUUUCUGGGUGGGGACCUCCCGUGGAGGGCGAGCUGAUCGAGACAUGGGCAACAGACACGGAGCAGCAAGUUCUGGGCCUCGCUGCUGUGGCAGUUUGGUGUGUGAGAGUAGAGGAGGGUGGAAGGCUGUGAGGAAGACUCCAGGGGCUGGUGGGAGCUGCUGGCAUGUUAGAGUGGCCAGGCUGGAUGGGGACUGCGCUGUGUACCUGCCCUGUGUGCACAUGUUGAUAACCUGCACUUGCUACACACAUUAAUAAAACACAUAGAUUCACCCUGGCUACUAGCAGAACCUGUAAUAUGCUGCUGAAACCGCGGGGUCUAGGGGGCGUGUGUGAGGAGGUGCCGGAAUUUUUAAAAGGACGCAGUCCCACUCUGGCUUUCCUUUUCAGGUAGGGGAAUUACAUUUGUGCGUCAUGCAUGACUCCUAUGUAUAGUAGAUUGCUACCCUCCUAGGAGGUUUCCUAAUAUAGGAUGUAAUACCAGAUUUACCUCUAAUGCCUUCCCUGUCUUUUCCCCCAGUUAACUUGUCGUUUAGAGACUCAAGGACAACAGAGCUAGGGUCUCUGUGAUUAACACGGUGUUUACUCACAGUUACAAAAUGGCUGUUCUAGCACCAGGUAGUAUGCAUAGUUUUAAUUAGGUAGUGAAAUGGAGGGAAGGUGCUUGAUAUUUGUUCUUAAAAUGAAAGCCACAGUCCAGAACCUUCCAGCACACUUCAGUUUUGUCAUGUGUCACCUCUUGUACCACCCCCAGUGGCACUGUGGACUAGGAAAGGAAGUACACCCCUGUACUACCAGCACCUGGGGUGAGGUGUGAGGACAUUUGAACUCCAAAUGGCUUGCCUAGCCCUGCCCCUAUGGCACCUCCUGUUGAAGCCCCAGUGGCCUCUCUCUUGCUGUGGCGUUGCUCACUGCCUGCUGCUUUCCUUAGCUUAUGUCUCGCAUUCCUGGCAUCUCCAACUGGUGUCUCUCAACUUGUUUGGCUCCACUCUCAAAUACACAGUGCCCUCUCAGGACGCACAGUAUCACCUCCCAGAGGUCUUCUGAAAUCUGGGGUGGGAACAUUCAUGACCCUGUAAAGCUUGCAUUCUGCAACCUUGUAAAACCAGCACCACAUGGAUAGCACCAAGACCUGGUGCCAUCUCCAGUAGUAGCCAGGUCCCCUUGGUUUAUGGCCCCACCAGACUCUUAGUGCCUGGAUGGCUGAGUACUGUGAACUGAAGCCUAGAGAACCAAAUCCUUAGAUGGCUCUCUAGGCCUUCUUGCAUAGGGUGCCCUGUAGCAGUGUUCUCAAAAGAAAAUCUUUUACUUUUGUCAUUCUUCGUCUUCAAGUGUGGGUCUUACAUGUUCUCAAGUCAUCCUUCCUAUUGUCCUGAGGAGAAGUACUUGGAGUAUUUUAAUGCUAGUCUUUUCAAGAACCAAGAAGCUCUCCUGUGCUCCAGCUUUACACAUUGUUUCAUUUGUGGUGCAACUGAAAACUUUUAAAAUGAGCUUUUUUGCUCAUGCUUCUCUGUAAAUCUCUUUAAAAGCAGUGAGAUUUGUAUUAUACCAGUCCGGGGCUCCUUCUCUACCCAGCAUCUCCAAACCUCUCCAAACUCCUCCAGUGAACCAUUUCCGAAAGGUUCUGAAUCACAUGCUCAGGAAACAUCACAACAGCAACCCAACUUCUCUGUCUGAGUCACUUUCACAUUGCUGGGACACAAUAAUUGACAACCACGACUUAAAGGAGACGUUUAUUUUGCUUCACAUUUGUAGUCCUCGAUUGGCUGGCUCCAGGGCAGACUCAGGCUGGCCAGCGCCCCUGGCAGAGGAAAUCUGUUCCCAUCAAGCCAUCCAGGAAGCAGACAGAGAAGGGAAGAGUUGCAAAGAAGAUUCAUCUUUCCACAUCAUGCCCUCAGUGGCUGGACUCUUCUGACCAGACUCCACUUUCAAACAAAACGUCAACUAUAUCACCCCAUAAUCCAAUCUUCUUUCAAAAGCCUUGCCCUUGAGUGCGUGAAUUUCAUAGGUGAUGUCUAGAUAUAAACCAUACCAGCCAGCUAAUUCCCAGCCUCCUCAGCCAUGUUCUUUUGUGUUAAACGUGACUGGUCCUGGCUUUGUUCUUUUCCCCUAAGCCCACUUGUCUAGAGCCCAUUGCCUCAUUCAUGCCAUUCCCAUGCCAAUCCUAGGGGAACUGUAGGCCUGACAGGAACAAGAAACCAGGACCCUCUGUACCAGGGUCACUGGUCUCCGGAUGGAGAUUUCUUCCCCAGCCUGAGUGCCCCCAGGAGGAGGCAGCAGCUUUCUCUGCAGAUGGAGCCCAGGUCCAAUGGAGGAUGUCCUAUCCGACUCCAUAGGACUCAGCUGGACAUGAGGGCCAUUCUGUAUCUCCUGCAUGCCUCAGGCCUCUCCCAGGUGAUCACUGGCGAGUUGGCUGAGAGCCUAUUCUCAGAGCUCUGCACUCAGUCUUCCCACCUCUGGUAUGCACCACCCCUACUCUGUAGGGGAGCUGCCUCCAGAACACUGGGGUGAGAGGACUGGGUCAGGCUGUGGUGGCUGUGCAUAUUCCACCCAAGGCCCUGAGGAGAGAGGCACUGCCUGGCCCUCCUGUGCUGGGUGCCUUCUAUCUGCCCUGCAAGGGACCUCUCUCCUGGCUCAUCAGAGCAGGUUUUAUCCCUCUCUACCUCUCCUGAGGGGCACUUCUGACUGCCUUGUCCUCCCACCGAUAGCACUAUCUGUGUGAGUUCAGGGUCACAAUGAGGAGGUCUAGGGUGCUUUGGAUGGGUGAAAGUCUGUCCCAUGUUACCCUGCUGUGGUCUGCCAGGUCCUGGGACCUCAUCCUCCGCUAUAUUGGUGUCCAUGUAGACCCAGACCAGGAGCGGAGCCUGAGGGUGUCAGGUGAGCUAGAGCCUGGGGGUGUCUGAUGAGCUGUGGGGAGUGUGGAUGAGCUGCUCCAUCACAUUGCCAGAGGCAAUGGCCUUGACUGGACCUCUUGUUCUGACCUCUCAGGAUAGUAGCCAGACAGCUGGGAAAAUCUUGGUAUCAAGUCAUUAAAGAAAGCUUUCACAAUGUCCUUCCAACCCAGCUGGCCUGGAUAGGAGCCACCUGGUGAGCUCCAUGUUUCCAUUGCUUUGGCCUUGGAAAGGGGACAGUUGGGCAAGCAAAUACGGUUCUCUGGAAAUCUACGGACUCCCUCCCCAAUAAAUACUCAACUCUGCCCUACCAUCAAGGAGCCUGGUGGUGGGGAGCGUCCAUGCUCCAGUAUUCUCUGUAGAGCUUCCUGAGGAGAACCCCUUGCUCCUCAUGUUGUCACAAAGCACCUGGUCUCAUGCAGCAGGCCUUGUCUCCCUAUUUUAAGCUCCAUAA